AUGAAUCCCCUCCAACGACUCGCCCUCUGGCUGCUGGUGCCCGGCCAGCUGGUAUGUCUGCUGGCCCAGGCUGCCACCGUGUCGCACGACUUCAACAUUGGCUGGGUCACGGUCAAUCCCGACGGCGCCUUCGACCGCACCGCCAUCGGCAUCAACGGCCAGUGGCCCAUCCCGCGCAUCGAUGCAAAUGUCGGCGACAACAUCGUCAUCAAUGUGCACAACCAGCUGGGCAACCAGUCGACCUCGCUGCACUUCCACGGCCUCUUCAUGAACGGCACCGUCCACAUGGAUGGCCCCUCCCAGGUCACCCAGUGCCCCAUUCCCCCAGGAGGCUCGUUUACCUACAACUUCACCAUUGAGCAACCUGGCACAUACUGGUAUCACUCUCACACCCAGAGUCAGUACCCAGAUGGUCUCCGAGGGCCACUCAUCAUCCAUGACCCCAAGUCUCCUUACAAUGGCAAGUAUGAUGAGGAGAUCGUCUUGACCCUGUCAGACUGGUACCAUGACCAAAUGGCCCAUCUCAUCCCCCAGUUCAUGAGCAAGGGCAACCCUACUGGUGCCGAACCUGUUCCCCAGGCUGCCCUCAUGAACGACACCCAGAAUCUCCAUAUCUCUGUGAAGCCAAAGACCACGUACCUGCUUCGUUUGGUCAAUAUCGGUGCAUUUGCUGGGCAGUACUUCUGGAUUGAAGGCCACACUAUGAAGAUUGUUGAGGUCGACGGCGUCUACACCAAGCCAUACGAGACGGACAUGAUUUACUUGUCUGCCGCGCAGCGCUACAGUGUCUUGGUGACGACCAAGGACGAUGCCCAUAGCAAUUUUGCUGUCGUGGGAAGCAUGGAUACUGACCUUUUUGAUGUUUUGCCUGAUGACUUGGACUGGAAUGUAACAAGUUGGCUCGUUUACGACAAGUCAAAGGACCUUCCCAAGCCAGCUCUGGUGUCUGAGUUUGAGCCUGCUGAUGACAUGAAAUUAUCGCCCCACGACAGCAUGGAACUUCUCCCGGAGCCAGAUCGAACCGUCGAGUUGGAAGUCAAGAUGGACAACCUCGGAGACGGCGCCAACUACGCUUUCUUCAACAACAACACAUACCGCGAGCCCAAGGUCCCCAGUCUCUACACCGCCCUCACCGCCGGCGAACUUGCCACCAACCCCAAGGUCUACGGAGAGUACACCAACUCCUUCGUCCUAGAGAAGGAUCAAAUCGUGCAGAUCGUGAUCAACAACCACGAUGACGGCCGCCACCCGUUCCAUCUCCACGGCCAUCACUUCCAGGUUAUCCACCGCAGCGACGAAGACGGCGGGGACUUCGCUGAAGCAAACCACAUGCAUCUCGCCUUCCCUCAAACGCCUAUGCGUCGCGACACAAUCGUCGUCGAGGGGAAUGGCAACGUCGUGCUCCGGUUCAAGGCAAACAACCCUGGCGUCUGGCUUUUCCACUGCCACAUCGAGUGGCACAUCGUUUCCGGCUUGCUGGCCACGUUUGUCGAGGCCCCUCUGGAGCUUCAGAAGACCAUCGAGUUGCCUGCCAGUCACCUGGAUAAUUGCAAGGCUGGAGGUUUCGCGUUCGCUGGCAACGCUGCCGGUAAUAAGGACGACCUCUUGGAUUUGACGGGCCAGAAUGCUCCCCCGCCUCCUCUGCCUGCAGGGUUCACUGCCAAGGGUAUCGUGGCCUUUGUUAUCAGCUGUAUUGUAGGAAUCACAGGUACUUUGUUCGUGGCCUGGUAUGGUCUGAGCCCGCGAGAAGUCUCUGAGCAUGCAAGAGAUGAAGCGUCAGCGGAGGGAGAAGACGAUGAAGCUUCUGCUGCUCCACAAAAUGGUGUUCGGGCUUCAGAGGAUGAGGAGGAGCGAAGAUCUACGGAUUAUCUGCUGGUCCGUCCCUUGUCCAUUAUCAGAAACACAGGUAUGGCUUCUGUUCAGGGACUCAAAGCUAUAUUGGCUAAAUCUUCGAACGAUGCUAUCAUCCUCUCAGCUUUACGAACGCCAAUAUGCCGAUCGUACAAAGGCAGUCUCAAGAACACAUAUCCAGAAGAGCUUCUACAUACUGUCGUCAAAGCCACUCUAAAAAACACACCCAAUCUAGACCCUGCCGUGAUUGAAGAUAUCGCCGUUGGCGUUGUGCUGUCAGAGCUCGGCGGCAGCAAAGCGGCACGAAUGGCUGUCAAUCACAUCCCAGAGAUACAGUCCACCAGCACUAGCCUUUAUACGGUCAACCGGGCCUGCGCAAGCAGCUUGCAAGCCAUCGCUCUGAUUGGAUCACAGAUUGCUACUGGGAUGAUCAGCACAGGAGUGGCGGCGGGAAUGGAGAGCAUGACGCGAAACUACGGCAGCAAGGCAAUCCCCACGGACGUAUGGCCUGCCCUCAGAGAAAGCCCCAUCCGUGAUGCAAGAGAUUGCAUUAUGCCCAUGGGACUCACUUCUGAGAACGUGGUAGAGCGUUACGGCAUAUCUCGACAGGAUCAAGAUCUGUUUGCGGCAGAAAGCCACCGCCGCGCAGCCAGGGCGCGCCAGAACGGCCACUUCCAAAAAGAGAUCGUUCCUGUCGACACAUUCAUCCAAGAGGUGGACAAACAAGGAGUUGAUAUUGGAGACGGACCUAAGAACAUACGCGCCACCGAGGACGAUGGAAUCCGAUCCAGUAUCAGUCUAGAGGCCCUGGCAAAGCUGAAAUCGCCGUUCAAAGAGGGCGGCGCCAGCACGGCAGGAAACUCAUCACAAAUUUCCGAUGGUGCUGCGGCUCUUCUACCCAUGCGCCGAAGCACUGCCACCGCCCUCGGGCUAUCAGGCCGAAUUAUUGGAAAGUACGUGUCAGCCAAGACCGUAGGCUGCCAACCGGACGAGAUGGGCAUAGGUCCUGCUCUUGCAAUCCCGGCUCUGCUCGGGCAGCUGGGCUUGACCAAUUCCGAUGUCGACCGCUGGGAGAUCAAUGAAGCAUUUGCCAGCCAGAGCAUUCACUGUCUUCGUGAGCUGGGUCUGGAGGGGGCUUGGGAGAAGGGGCUGGUCAACCCUGACGGCGGGGCUAUCGCUCUCGGCCACCCACUCGGAGCUACCGGUGCUCGUAUGGUGAGCACCCUUCUCCAUGGUCUUGAAAGGACCGACGGUCGGGUUGGUGUUGUUAGCAUGUGUGUAGGUACUGGAAUGGGCAUGGCCGGCGUUUUCGUACGGGAAUAG
Messenger RNA from Clonostachys byssicola, 3174 nucleotides. The record is from the annotation of a GenBank genome assembly. Lineage: Eukaryota; Fungi; Ascomycota; Sordariomycetes; Hypocreales; Bionectriaceae.